AUGAGUUUCAACGACUAGAAUAGUUUAAAUCCCACUCUUAACAACUCAAACAAUCCAAAUAACAACACAAACACCACUUAAAACAUGUUCUCUGCUACUAAUACAUCAAAGAACAUCAAUAACGAGUGCAAAACCUCUUAAAACGGAAAUAACUCCAGCAUUAAUAAUAAUAACUAUUUAGAUUUUGACUUUAAUGACUGUGAUCUUUUCGGAGGAAACAACCACUCUAAUUUGGGUAACAUGAUGGGCGGAGCUCUUCACAACCACCAUCAAUAAUAAAAUAAUUUCUUCUUCGAUGGCACUUUCGGUGGAUGCGGAACUACUUCUGCUCCCUAAGGCUAAGGACACAUUUACUUUGCACCUGUCAAAUAUGGUUACUUGGGUUAAUAAGAAGAAUAAAUUUUCCAUGAUAAACAAAUGAAUAACAUUCCUGAUUUUGAAUUUGGAAAUUACUUCUCUGGAAAUAACCACAAUAAUGCCUACUCCUUAAACCCUAUGGGCAGCAUUAAUAAUACUUAAAACAACAAUAAUUAAAAUGGAAACAAUAACUCAUCCAACAAUUAGGGAUCAUCAAACAACAAUAACAACUCAUUCUUACCUAAUAACUUCUUAUUCUCUACAUACAACACCAAUAAUGCAGUUGAUCUUGCUGACUUGUUUCCCCCUGAACCAGUUCCCAAACUUGAAAACAAGCAAAAUAGCAAUGGUAACUAUUACAUGGAAAAUGCUGAUUAAUUCUCUCCUUCUCACCACAAUGCUAGCAAUAACAAUAAUAAUCUUUCUCAUAAUUCCUCAUCUUAAUAACCUAUCAUUACUAAAACUGAAUGCAGCACUAAUCACUGCUCCAGCAAUACAGGUUUAAUGAAUAAUUGCAAUAACGUUUUGGGAAACUGUAAUAAUUUUAUUGGCAGCACAUUCAAUAUGAAUGCUAAUAAUGGAAAUAUGUUUGGAGACAGAUCUGGAAUUUAAAUGAUGCCUACUCAAAAUCCUUAUGGAAAUCACCACAAUCAACCUUGUGCUUAAACCCAUUAUGGUAUGAUCAAUGAUCACUCUCACCUCUCUAAUAUGCAUUAAACUCAACAUAUGAUGGGAAAUAACUAAAUGCCCAACUACCAUCAUUUAGCAUCUAAUAAUAUCCAUCCCACUCUCCCAAUGAUCUAAUAACAUAACCAAUAAGCUUAAAACAUCUCAAUUAUAGCUGGAAACAAAGGAAAUGUCUUCUCCAUUGUUAGAGAUUAAUAAAAGGAAAAGAAGAAAGACUAUGAUAAGAACAUAUGCAGAUAUAUUACAAGAUAAGUUGUUAGAAGCUUUUCUAGCCCUGAUUUCAAGAACAAAGUUCUUUUAAUUAUCAACGAAAUCUAUCCUGAUGCUCCUUCUUAAAACAAAAUCUAAAUCUAUAAGGAUGUCACUGAGUUUUUCUUAGGUGAAAUUGAAAAUCUCAGCGGUUUCCGUGCCUUGAAGGAUAUGCUAGUUGUUAAUCCUGACAUGGAUGGAACUAUUCUUGCCACCCAAAAAAAGAUUUUCCGUGACUUUAUGAGAUGGUAUUUAAAAGAAAGAUACUUCCGUAACAUCAUUAACGGAAAUAUGAAGGAUAAGCUUGCUUUUAUUAGAUACAAGAAUAAAAUCAUGCUCCACUACAUUAACAAGCCCCACAAAUGGAAUUCUAACAAAAAGAAAAGAUUAGGCAAAGUAUCUUCUCCUACCAACGCUUCAUAAAAUGCAAAUGGAAACGCACUUUUCUCUUCCGUCAAUCUCAGCAAAUAAGAAUAUUGA
Messenger RNA from Tetrahymena thermophila SB210, 1773 nucleotides. RefSeq lists its product as hypothetical. The transcript has a single exon. The record is from RefSeq and is a predicted model, not a curated record. NCBI's taxonomy places the organism in Eukaryota, Ciliophora, Oligohymenophorea, Hymenostomatida, Tetrahymenidae.